Fusarium keratoplasticum is the source of this 1404-nucleotide messenger RNA. RefSeq lists its product as uncharacterized. Bases 1 to 1404 code for a protein of 467 amino acids. The transcript has a single exon. The record is from RefSeq and is a predicted model, not a curated record. Gene Ontology annotation, molecular function: protein binding. NCBI's taxonomy places the organism in Eukaryota, Fungi, Ascomycota, Sordariomycetes, Hypocreales, Nectriaceae.
AUGUCUGACCCGCAAGAAUCCAAGGCCACCGGGGUCGGGUGUGAAGGUGGCAGUGCCUCAUGCCAGACGCCUACAAACGAUCAAGGACCAGGCAAUCACGAGGCUCCUGUUGAGAAGCUCCCGGUCCGGGCCGAGCAACCCGAAGACGCUUAUAUUGUCAGGAUGCCCAGCGAAAUAAUCCUCUCCAUCGCGGAACACAUGGAUCGGCAGAGCUUGAGAAGCCUGGCCCUGACAUCAUCCAGGCUGCACCACACCGUGCGUGAUGAGUUCUAUCGAAGCUCUAAUUACGAGAACUUUCGCCUAGCUUUGGAGGCGGGCGAUAUCGCAAUGAUUGAACGAUGUCACGAGCGCAACGCUGCCCCUGUGGACGCCGCCUGGGUGAGGGAGCGUGCAAGGCGAUAUGAGGAUCCGCCCGGUUGCUUUGACUACAGGCCAAUUGACUACCUGAUGCUUGCCUUUGAAGAGAACAAGAUGACACCGAGUCAAUGCUAUGCUAUACUGUCGUGGCUCGUGGAGGAGGGCAGUGACUUGGCCACAGCCUGCAUCCCCUUCCGUUACUGGAUUGACGGAAACAUGGGCAAAGAAUUCCAAUUCGCAAGGACCAUGAGGCAUAUGCCGCAUUCGUUUCUCCGAGCCUUUGCGGUAGAAACUGAUAGGACCAAGCUCGCCGGCGCUGCUAUCAGCAUUUGCUGCCUGUCAGACCGAGGCUUCAAUUUUCCGCGAGAGGCACUAAACGGGUAUUACGGAUGCAUACGCUGGAGCAAAGCGUCACUGUGGGAGUUUACGCCUCCCCCGUACCGUGACAACAGUUCCAUGAUAAGGAUGAUGAGGUCGGCCUGCCCGCCUAUGGUGCUCGAGGCCUUUCUCAAGCAGCUACAACGACAAGGCGCAACACUGACUUCCCCUCUUGAGCGAUGCCCGGAGAGCUUCCGAUGCAGCCAACCCUGCAUCCAGAUCCAAGAGAGCCCUGACAUACGCAUGCAAGUAGUCAGUCACGACACCUUGGGGACCCAGUUUUGGAUAUUGGUAAGGGGACUCUACAGUGACCUUCUAGAACCCCUGAUAUGGAAGCCGGUAUACAACGGCGAGAUUGGUGAUAUUUUUGCGGAAAGGUUGAAGCUGCUGGACAAGUACCAAGGGAUCGAUGAAAUUGAGAAGCGCCAUAUUCUCUCAAUCCUGGCAGUUUUGCGAAAGAUUGAGGACAACAGCCAGAUCAGACGUGAUGCAGAAGCCUGCUGGCGAGAGAUCUCGUCAGUACUCACCGACUUUCACGAUCACUCCGAGAUCCUGAAGGUCAAUGAGUACGGCGCACCGGCCGACAGGGUGCAUCGGUUCUCCUUUAGGAAAUGCCUUAGCCCCGAGGGGUUGUGGAAUUUGCAUCUUUACCGCGAUGCCCUUUGGUAG